Messenger RNA from Gallus gallus (chicken), 1331 nucleotides. It is a transcript of the gene OVCH1, whose product is annotated as ovochymase 1. The record is from RefSeq and is a predicted model, not a curated record. Lineage: Eukaryota; Metazoa; Chordata; Aves; Galliformes; Phasianidae. Bases 351 to 1040 code for a protein of 229 amino acids. The transcript is spliced from 7 exons.
AUCUACUUCCAUCCCCUGCUGCAGACAGGGCUGCCAAAGAAAGGGAAAAGGGGAAAGUAUGGAGCAGUGUGACAGGAAGGAUGUUGUUUGUACCUGUAAAUCAGAUGUUCUUCUGGAAGCACCGAGUCAAUCUGUGCACCAUUCUCUCUGCAGGGGGAUGAAGUCCAGCUGGUCUGCCUCCCCCACAUGGGUGAAGACUUUGAGUCUGGGAUGCUGUGCAUGGCCAGUGGCUGGGGCAAGGUGUCUGAGGGGGGUUGGACCAGAUGGCCUGUAGGGAUCCCAUCCAACUCAAACAAUCCUUCCUACUCUGAAGGAAAAGCAGAAGACUACUCAAGCUGACACGUUCCUGGAUGGAUGCAGCCCUUCCAGUUGGGAGAGCUGCUGUUCAAGGCCCCCUUCCUUUGCUGGAGCUGUGCAGUCCCCAGGGCACGCUGAUCUUUGGAGAAAGUGGCCACGUUCAGGAGAACAGCUACCCUGACAACAGCCCGUGCAUGUGGAAUAUAACAGUACCGGAGGAGAAAAUGAUCCUGAUCUACUUCACCAAAUUAGAUGCAGAGUACCAUGUUGGAUGUGACUGUGACUUUGUGUCCCUCUACUCAAGCAGAAGAGAGCUGAUCAGUUCGGGCUGUGGGAGUGUUGCAACACAGGUGGAAAAGGGAAAGAUUGAUACUGCUAAUUGCCCUGGCUUGUAUCCCAGGAACAAGAAGUGCCACUGGCUCAUUGAGGCUCCAGCAGAGUAUGCUGUAAAGCUGGAGUUUGACGACUUUGCCGUUGAACUUAGCGCAGGCUGCAUUUACAGUUCAGUUGCUGUUUACACUGAUGAAGAAGAUGAAAAUCAGCUGGCUAAUCUCUGUGGAUUCUCAGCUCCCACACCAGUGCUGGGUCCAGGAAAUACUAUGCUGGUGCAUUUUGGAAGUGAUGGAGAGAUGGAGAGAACAGCUUCAGAGGAUUCAGAGCCCAGCUCACUUUUAUUCAUUCAGGUUAGUAGAGAGAUGCCCGCUAUGUCUAACAAUGUCUGCACCAUUUGCAUCUAUUCUUAGACAGCCAAGCUAUUUUUUAACCUAAUCCUGCAGCAUUAUGUCAAGAUAAUUUUAAAACAGAGUAGCUGCUUGUGGCAGAGCUGUCAGCCCUGAAUAAAGGAAAAGAUUUAAGGUUGUUUUUUUCUUAUGUCUCUCAGGGAAAUGAGAGACUAACUUCUAAUACCUGAAACAAACAGCCUUGUUAAUGUUAUUAUUCUGAUAACCCCCACUGUCAAUACAAGCUGGGGGAUGUAAGGAUGGAGCACAGCCCUGCCAAAAAGGACCUGGAAGCACUGGUGGAUGGCAAGUUGG